Molecule: messenger RNA, 2930 nt
Organism: Apus apus (common swift)
Lineage: Eukaryota; Metazoa; Chordata; Aves; Apodiformes; Apodidae
Gene: APLF
Product: aprataxin and PNKP like factor
Biological process (GO): double-strand break repair
Cellular component (GO): nucleus; site of double-strand break
Molecular function (GO): DNA-(apurinic or apyrimidinic site) endonuclease activity; 3'-5' exonuclease activity
Source: RefSeq, a predicted model, not a curated record
AUGGCCACAUGUAUAGCAAAAUCCCAGGGCAAUGGGAGCCUUGAGCACCUUUCUACAGCUAACACCAUCCAAGUAGGAGCAUGGAAGUGGCGUGUGAGUGUGGUUGGAAGGCUGGCUGGGUUCUCCUCCUCGGCCAGCCUCUUGGUGCAAGAAAAUGCGGACCGGCGGGUGUUUGCUUGCACUUCAGACUCCCUCUCCAAAAUACAGGCAGCGCAGAGAAGCAAGUGCAAGCACGGAAAGAUCUGGGAAGCGGAUCCGGCGUCCCGGGAAGUUCCCCGGCUUCCCGCUCCCUGCGCCUGGAAGCAGGCGCUGCUGGGGGGCACCACAGCAGCUCUCCCGGGCACCUGCGGCAAGACGAGACGUGCCCGUUUGAUUUCUGCUCCCCCUGCUCGCUGUAAGGGGCGCCAGCAGCCGGGACGCCGCCCCCUGCCCCAACACCCGCUCCCCGGCCGGCAGGGCCCCGCACGCCCGGGCAGCGCUGCCUCCGCGGGCCCCGCCGCUCGCCGGGACGCGGUGCCGGGAGCCGAGCUCGGGGGGGGACGGAGCCGCCGGGCCGGCCCGCUCCCCGCCUGCCCCCCGUGCUCCGCCUGCCGCCGUGUGGCGUCAUCGCUGGCGUCAUCAGGCGGCGCUGGCGGCCUGCGGGUGAGCUGCGGCGGCGGCGGGGCCCGCGCCUGGUCCCCGCAGCCCGGGGGGAGGCCCCGUCCCUCGGCCUGUCCUUCCCCCUUCGGGGCGGGGGCCGUGCGGUCCCCUGGGUCCCGAGGGCAGCUCCGGAGGCCUCCGGGAGUGCGGCCGGGCAGCGUGUGUGUGCCUUCCCCUCGUGCUGCGGCUGCGGAAGGGGCGGCAGUGGCCGCCGGGGGAGGCCGUGCGGUGAAUAGAGCGAAACAAAAUCAGGAAGCUGAUGCCAAAGAAGGACCAACUGUUGAGGUGUCUUGUAGUCCAUCGUUAAUAGAACCUACAUGUUCCAGCUCUGAGACACAAGGAACUGCAAAAAUGAGGAAAAAUGACACUGCUUCCAGACAUUUGGUUCCUCCAUCUGAUGAUAAUGAAAAUGAACAGUCAAAAUCUAUUCAAAGAAAGAGAGUGCUUCCAUCUUGGAUGCUGGAAAGAGAUGUCCUGGUUCAGAGGAUUUCUGAGCCUGUGAUGAAAGGAGGUAGUAGAAUGAAAAAAGGCCAAGGAAGUGGAGAAAGUAAUAUGGAGUCAUUAAAAUCAGAAGUAAGUGUGCAGCAGAAAAAAAUAUUAGCUUCUGAAGAAACUGUAGAGGAUUUUGAAGGUGAAGAGCAAGAUCAAAGGAAAAGGAGCUGCCUUUCCAUCCCUGUGCGUUCAUCUCAGAAUCCAUCUGGAUUUCCUCUUGAGAGUACCAUGAGAAACAUGGAAGGAAAUGGCAAGACUGGAAAAAAAAACCCCGGAAGUUCUCUGGAAAAAAAUGUUAGGGAACUGCAUAGUAAAUGGUCCACCAGAAUAGGUCAGAUCUCCAGUAAAACAAAUGUAAUUGAGGAAACAGAAAACAAAGAGCAGAUUACUAGUUCUACAAGCAAACAAGCUCACUGGGGCAGGACUUCCCAAUGUUUUGGUGCCCAGGAAGGGAUUCUUGAGCCUGAUGCAAAUCUGGAUUACAAGACCGAGAUUUCUGACUCAACCAGCAGUGCAGAUGCUUCAGGAAACUCCAAACAGAUCAAGCAUAAGAGGACACCUUGCAUGUAUGGAACAGGCUGUUACAGGAAGAAUCCCAUUCACUUUCAGCAAUUCAGUCACCCUAAUGAUGAGGACUAUCAUGAAACUGAGGUGGUAACUCAGGAUAAGGAUGAUAACCGGCCUGAAUGUCCGUAUGGAACAGCUUGUUAUAGGAAGAAUCCACAGCACAAGCUAGAAUACAAGCACAGUGCACCUCCAGUAACUGAAAGAGGAACUAGACAACGAACUUCCAGGAAUGGAAGGAGGGCUGGGGAGAAAGACUGUGCCAAUGAUGAUGAACCAAAUGAAUAUGACCUUAAUGACAGCUUUAUAGAUGAUGAGGAAGAGGAGUGUGAACCUACUGAUGAAGACUCUGACUGGGAGCCAAGUUCAGAAGACAAGGAUAAGGAAGAUGUUGAAACGCUUUUGCAAGAAGCAAACAGAUUUGUUAAGACAAAUAAGUAGCUGCGCAGAACAACAUUACAAAUGUUCAGUUGGGUUGUUAAAACAUGGAUGUGCAAGGAGAGGAAUUGCUUUGAAAACUUUUUUUUCCUCAGUGAUGCAGGAGCUACAAGAAGAUUUUAAUGAGGGUGAAGGGAUUCAGCAGGGCUUUUCUUUUCCAUAUGUGUUAUUUUGGUGACAGUUUUUUAUUAAGUGAUGGAGCCAGAGGACUGAGCUCUGAAAGCAUUUUGGGUUUUGGCUGUUUUUUUUCCUCAUCUAUUUAUUUUGGAGCUCCGUUGGUGUCUCAUAGUUUGAGAUGCAAUUUUAAAGGUUGAUAAUGCUUCAUCUUCCUGUGCUUGAAAGAAAUACUGGCAUUAGGAAAGCCUUUAGUUUUGCUGAAAUGUCAUAUAUUCUGUGUUGAAUGAAGAGGAGUUGCACUUCACACCUGCAGUAUCGUGAGCUGGUUCUUGGUCAUCACUAGGAAAUCUGUAUGAACCAUUUCAUUUUUUAACAUUGUUUUGGUUUGGUUCAGUCUUAAACUUCAUUAGUCUGCUACUAGCUUUCCUUUCACAUCAUUUCUUUGAUUCUGUUAAUGUACAGUAGUUAAAUACAGGUUGUCUAAAUCACUUGAGAACAGUAUCGCAGUAUCAAACCACUUGGUUGUCUCAAAAUUAAUUCUGUGUCUUUGCUCUAAUUGCAGCAGUACAUCUUUCCAUGUCUCUGCAUCACUGGAGUUGUGUUCAGUUCACAACAAAGCUUGAGUCUUGAUGACUGUAUUUUUGCACAAUUAAACUUGUAAAAUACUGUGGAGAAAAGAA